This is a messenger RNA of Neocloeon triangulifer, 531 nucleotides long. Its product is annotated as lithostathine-1-like. NCBI's taxonomy places the organism in Eukaryota, Metazoa, Arthropoda, Insecta, Ephemeroptera, Baetidae. Gene Ontology annotation, cellular component: external side of plasma membrane. The record is from RefSeq and is a predicted model, not a curated record. Gene Ontology annotation, molecular function: carbohydrate binding. Bases 62 to 496 code for a protein of 144 amino acids. Gene Ontology annotation, biological process: biological process involved in interspecies interaction between organisms. The transcript is spliced from 4 exons.
GUAUAAAAAUCGUCAGAUUUCCUGCAGACGAAACUUGAAGUUACAAUUGUCUGCUAAAAAAAUGAUGCUCAAAGUCGUUCUUGCCUGCCUUUUGGUCUCCGUUACUUGUGCUAAGGAUAUUCGCAUUGAGUUGACCGGAAAUUAUUACUUUAGCACAGAUAUAAAAUCGUGGUAUGAUGCGCGAAUUUUCUGUAGCAACAACAAUCUCGAACUUGCUUCGGUCCAGGAUGAAGCGGAAGCAUCAUUGAUCCAGUCUUUGGCUCCAGCCCAGGGAAUUUACUGGACUUCUGGAACUGACUUGAACAAUCCCAACGGAAACUUUUUCUGGUCGAGUGGUGCUGCAAUCGAGCACAGCAACCCUAUGUGGGCCGCUGGAGAGCCUAACGACUAUCUGACCGCCGGAACCGAAGUUUGCGUUUCGAUUAACACCAAUACUGGCAAAAUUCAAGACAGUCUCUUUUGGGAACAAUACAAGUACAUCUGUGAAUCCGUUUAAUUUGAAGAAAUAAAAUUUUGAUAAAAAAAAAAGAA